CCUCCGGGCUCGGAAGCGGCUCGCAGCGCUUGAAAAUUGGAGGCUUCCCGCUUGCAGGGUGGCGAAGGGCCGCGUCCCUGGGGCCAUGAGCCGCCUGGGCUCGGUGCAGCAGAAGGUGCCCUGCCUCUUCGUGACUCAAGUGAAGGAGGAGCCCUCGGCCAAGCGGGAGCGCCAGACUUUUAAAGUGUUGGCCACCAACUCAAUUAAUAAAAAGGCUUUAGCUGCAGAUAUAUACAGUGCAAUCCCAACAGAAAAGGUGGAUGGAACUUGCUGUUAUAUAACUGCAUACAAAGGUCAUCCAUACCUUUGGGCCCGACUUGAUAGAAAACCAAACAAGCAAGCCGAGAAGAAGUUUAAGCAGUUUAUGUACUCAGCAGAACGCUCAAAAGGAUUUACAUGGAAUAUUGAAGAUGAUUUCAGGUCUGUCCCUGAAUGCUGGAUUCCAGCCAAGGAAAUAGAGUACUACAAUGGAAAGCCUUUUCCUGAUGAAAAUGGACACAUUCCAGGUUGGGUGCCAGUAGAAAAAAACAGCAAACUAUAUUGUUGGCAUUCUUCUGCUGUUGAUUAUGAAUAUGAACUUGGUCUCAUUCUGAAGCAUCAUGCUGAGGAACCUGAUCUUCUAGAAAUCUGUUCAGUACCUUUAAGUGAAUUUACAGAGCAGACACUAGAACUUAUUGGAACAAAUAUUAAUGCAAAUCCAUAUGGCUUAGGAAAUAAGAAACAUCCUAUACACCUUCUUGUGCCACAUGGAACAUUUAAGAUUAAAAAUGCACCAUCAAUAAAUCACAAUGACAUAUUGGCUUGGCUUGAUGGAUGCAAAGAAGGGAAGAUUGAAGGAAUUGUGUGGCAUUGUCCUGAUGGAAAUUUAAUCAAGCUUCACAGACAUCAUCUUGGCUUGUCCUGGCCAAUUGCGGAUCCUUCUUUGGCAUCAAAACCAGUUACUGUCACUUUCAGUAGAGCCAAGUACAACUUUGAACCAAAGACUCUCUUUCAUUAUUUUUCAAAGUUGGAUGGACAAAGAUUUAGUAGUCUUAGAGAUAUAAUAAGUGACUUAUGACCGGGUCUCUUCAGAAAAUACAUUGAAUCAUCUUGUAUGUCUGCUUCUUCAUUUAUAAUAAUCUAAAGAGAUUUAAUUUUUUUGUUGAACUGUAAUAUAAAUUGUAUUAUGUCUACAUAUCCUUGACUAUAAAAUUAUACACACAUGUAUGUACACAGUACUUACUGUUUCACUCUCUAAAGAUGAAAUACGCAACAAUUUUUUAUUCAAGCAGUGAAAGUUAAGUAUUAGUCUCACAGGUUCUUUUAGUUUUAAACGUACAGAUACCUCAUUAAAAAAAAAUCUAAUAGUGUAUCCAUUUUUGCUGGCACUGUAAUAUUUUACUUUAGUAAAUUUUAUGCAGUGAAGGCAUAAAAAAGUAGGAAACUAUUAGAAACUAUACAACCUUAUAGUAAGAUAUUGUGGUAGUUUUUAUAUGCUGCUAGCAUCAUUGGAGAACAUAAUAUUUCAAUAUUAAUCAGUCAUGAAUAGUGUAAGUAGAACAUUUUACUUAAAAUAUAUAGAAUCAGUCUGAUUCUCUGCUUCCAUGCAUUUUUUUUUAGAAAGGAACACCUGCAGUAAUUAUGAACAGUUAAGGAACAACUCCCCAUUCUGGCAUCUCUUUUAAAAUGUUUAGAUAAGAUUCUUCAUUUAUAAAGAGAUUUUAAUUAUCUUAAAUAACUAAUAUUUGUAGGAGAACUUUAUUUACAUUAGGAUCAUGAACGGAUAUCUGCUAAUGCAGUGACUUAUUCUGCUAUGGCCCCUUUGGGCUCCUAAAAUCUGACGUAGAACAUCUAAUUUUCUGGAACACAUAUAAUGAAGCACAACUCCAAUCCUGUCAAAACAAAGUAGCAUUUUAUCUUAUUCAAGAUCAUCUAACUAAUGAAAAAUGAUCUUGAAGUUUGUAACACUUUUAUUCAAUAUAACUUGUCUUAAACAUUUUAAAUUAGGAAUGUUGUAUAUUGCUUUAGUCACAAUUCAUAUAUUCAAACAUAGAAAAAUAAAUAUUUUAAUAAAUUAGCACAAUUUAAAAACUAGCAAUUUUACAUUAUUAUAAUUCCUUUAAUCUUUUUUUACUUUUGUCUUUAAACUAGUGGAAGUAAUAAACCAGAUUAAUGAGGCAGGCACUUUGUUAAGACUUGAAAGAAACUGUAAAAGUUACAUACAGCAGAAAUAACUUGCAUUUUAUUGACUUUAAAAUAAGUGGGGAAAAUACCUCACUCAGCAUGCUUGUCUUCAUUUUCCAUGUCAAAUAUUUCAUUUAUAUCUAAAUACACAGUAUUGGCAAGUUUCUUGGAA
Messenger RNA from Thamnophis sirtalis, 2335 nucleotides. It is a transcript of the gene RLIG1, whose product is annotated as RNA 5'-phosphate and 3'-OH ligase 1. The record is from RefSeq and is a predicted model, not a curated record. Gene Ontology annotation, molecular function: RNA ligase (ATP) activity. Gene Ontology annotation, biological process: response to reactive oxygen species. Lineage: Eukaryota; Metazoa; Chordata; Lepidosauria; Squamata; Natricidae.